This is a messenger RNA of Pelagomonas calceolata, 1191 nucleotides long. NCBI's taxonomy places the organism in Eukaryota, Pelagophyceae, Pelagomonadales, Pelagomonadaceae. The record is from the annotation of a GenBank genome assembly.
GGUGGUUCUGCUCUGAACUAAAGAACACCGCGUAACGCCAUCAUGCGGCGACCAUCGCUGGUUCUGUUAUUGUCUACUGGUAGCGCUUUGCGUCCAGCGACGCCUGCAGCAAAAAUCAGCGCGCUCGGUAACGCUGCGGACAAGAAGAACACGCCCAAAGACGUCUACGUGGCACAGACGCCGAGUGGCCGGCGCGACACACAGAGGUUGAACGCCGCAGCGCUAGAAGAAGAACUCAAGACCAACACGCCGUACUGGUACGACGACCGCAUCCACUCCUUCGGGAACGUGGGCUUCGGCGGCGUCUUCGCGUCCGUGUGCGCGCCGCUCGCGACGUGGGCCAUCGACCAGGCGGCGUACGAGGGCCGCGACGUGCGUAGUGAGGCGUGCGCCGCGGCGGCCGCCUCCAUCAAAGAUAGACGGUCACGGGCGGCGACAGCGUGCGCGGCCGCGUUCGACGUGAAAAACGUCGUCGACCUCGGCUGCGGCAGCGGCGCGUCGACGCGGUGCCUGCGGGCGGCCUUCCCGGGCGCGACCGUCACGGCCGUCGACACGAGCGUCCACUUCCUCAACGUGGCGCGGGCCCUCACGAACACGCUGCAGAGGCGCGUGGACUUCCGGCUCGUCAACGGCGAGGAGACGGGCCUCGAGGCGUCGAGCCAGGACGUCGCCGCGCUGUGCUUCGUCUUGCACGAGGCGCCGGCCGCGGGCCGCAAGGCGCUCCUCAAGGAGGCGCGACGAAUCCUGAGACCAGGCGGGACGCUCAUGGUCCUCGACAUCGCCCAGACGUACGAGCCCUCCGACGCCAUGGCGGCCGGCGAGCCCUACGUCUACGGCUACAUGAAGAAUAUUCGAAGGGACAUCGACGCGGCCGGCUUCGCGCGCGUCGAGGAAAGUUACCUCGUCGCGGACCGCGCGACGCUCUGGUUGUGUGCCAAGGACGCGCGCGUGCCCCCGAAGAACAACAUCCUGUCGCUCGGGAGCUUCACGCCCGCGGUCCCGGCGGACGCGAAGAACAACGUCCUGUCGCUGGGCGAGUUCUCGCCGCCGUCGGUCGAGGCGGCCGAGACGGUCGCAAGGCCCUGAACAUCUCUCCCCUACCACUCUCUCCCCUCUCGCGCGCCACUCUACCGGACUGGCCGUCGCUGACUACUCCCCUGUGAAUGAUAAGUAUGUAUCAUUGUUCCGCAC